GGUUUUGGGCCUGGGGGUGCAGGGUAUGGGCCAGGAGGUGCAGGGGUUGGACCUGGCACUGCAGGUUUUGGACCUGGAGGUGCAGGGUAUGGGCCAGGAGGUGCAGGGGUUGGACCUGGCACUGCAGGUUUUGGACCUGGAGGUGCAGGGUAUGGGCCAGGAGGUGCAGGGGUUGGACCUGGCACUGCAGGUUUUGGGCCUGGGGGUGCAGGGUUCGGGCCAGGCGGCGCAGGAUUUGUACCAGGGGGAGCAGGGCUUGUGCCAGGAGGUGCAGGAGUUGGCUCAAGUGGGAAGAGUGGGAGCAAAGCAUCAAAACAACUUCCAGGUGUAGGGGUUCCUGGACUAUACCAAGGUGGAUUUGUACCAAGUCAAGAUUUUUUAAGCCGAGGUAUUGUCCCUGGAGUGGCAACAGGAAAUGGACUUGGGCCGCAGACAGGUGGCGGGGUACUCGGCCAAGGUGCAGACAAUGGUCGAGGACAGCAGCUGCCAGGUGUUUUUCGUGGGUACCCUCUCAUAUCACCCAAGUCAGGAGUAGGCAAGUCAAAAAGUCCAGCCAAAGCAGCAGCCAAGUAUGGUGGAGUUGGAGCAGGUGCCCUUGGUCAAGGUGGUGCUGGAAUACCUGCAGGAGGGGUCGGUCUCCCUGGUUUUGGAGGCGGAGCUGGAGCAAUAGGUGGACCUGGAGCUGUUCCUGGAUAUGGAGGAGGAGUUGGAAUAGGUGGCGGACCAGGAGCUGUUCCUGGAUAUGGGGGUGGAACUGGAACAACAGGUGGAGCUGGAGCUGUUCCUGGAUAUGGCGGCAGAGCUGGAACAGGUUAUGGUCCUGGGUCAGCCAAAGCGCUCAAAUAUGGGCAGUCUGGUGGUGUCGGCACUGGUGCAACCGGAGGCCUUGGUGGACCAGGAGGAAGGGGUGGUGCUGGAUAUGGUCCAGGUGGUGCGGGCACUGGGACAGGUGGUGCUGGAUAUGGUCCAGGUGGUGCGGGCACUGAGACAGGUGGUACUGGAUAUGGCCCCGGUGCUGCUGGAACUGGGUUCGGUGGUGUUGGCAGUGGACCUGUUGGAGGAGGUUAUGGGCCGGGUAGUACCGGUACAGGACCAGGAAGAGCUGCACCAGUACUAGGAGGAACAGGAACUGGAUCUGGGGGAUACAAUGCCAAUGCCAAAGCCCGUAAAUAUGGUAUGAUGAGUGGAACACUGGGGAGUCAAGGUAUAGGUACUGGGGGUGUUGGACCUGCUAGUGCUGGCACAGGCUACGGACCAGGAGGAGUCAGGCCUGGUGGUGUUGGGACAGGGUUUGGACCUAGUGGUACUGCAGCAGGGUUUGGCCCAGCAGCAUCUGGUGGCGCAGGGGGAUUUACUGGACCUGGGGGAGCUGGUACAGGUUUUGUACCUGGAAGAGGUGGUGUGAGUACUGGCUACGGACCAGGGGCAGGAGUUGGGCCUGGAGGUACUGGAUAUGGACCAGGAGGUUAUGCAGGUGCCAAAGCCAACAAAUAUGGAGGACUUGGUGUUGGAAGUGGACCAAGUUCUGGACAAGGUGGUGGAGCGGGUGCAAGACUGCCUGGUUCUGGUGUUGGAACCAGUGGAGGACCUGCUGGUUUUGGACAGGGUGGUGCCGGAGGUGGAACCGGGUAUGGACAAGGUGGUUACAACACUGGAGUCGCCCCUGGAACAGGUUUUGGGCCAGGUGGAGGCUACGGUGCAGGGACAGGAACUGGAUAUGGACCAGGAUAUGGCGCUGGCUCAAAAGCUGCCAAAUAUGGACAAGGUGGACUCGGGGGCGGACAAGGUGGACUCAGUGGUGGGGGAAUCGGAGGCGGAGCCGGACAAGGUGGACUCGGCGGUGGGGCAAUCGGAGGCGGAGCCGGACAAGGUGGACUCGGCGGUGGGACAAUCGGAGGCGGAGCUGGCCAAGGUGGACUCGGUGGUGGGGUACUCGGAGGCGGAGCCGGACAAGGUUUCGGGACAGCUGGAUCCAAAGCAGACAAAUAUGGUCUACCAGGUGGAGUGCAACCAGGUCCAGGAAGUGGCACCGGCGCUCCAGUCAAUGGCACUAGAGUGUACAUGAACGGAACCAAUACUGGUGGUGCUACUCGUGCAACAACUGGACCCGGUGGGCGAGGAACUACACAAGGGACACGAGCUCCACUUCCAGAAGGUGGGACUCGCACUGACGUGGGAAGAGACGGAAGAGAAUUUGAUGGAGGUGAGGGUGGUCCGGGCAGUGUGAUAGAAGGUUCUGGCAUUGCUGCAGGAGAAGGGGUCGGUGGCAGACCAUUUGGUGCAGGAGUGGAUGGAGAUGGUCUAGGAGGAACAGGAAUUCCCAUCCUUGGAGGAAGACCAGGUCUUGGUGGGACUCCUCUUCCAGGAUCCACAGGAGCGGCACCCGGUGGGGGAAGAGCUGUCCAACCAACCGGCACAAGUGGGGUCCUACCUGGAGCCCAACCUCUCAAACCACCAGGAGUCCCGAGAGGCGAUACCCCUGGCGAAGGAGAGGGAGAAGCCCGUCCUGAUACAGUGACAGAUGGUCGACGUUGGACAGGAGGAACCAGUGCAGGACCAGUAGGAGGAAGUGGAAUUGGAUUUGGACCAGGAGGCACAUCAAUAGCAGUUGGGGCAACACAAAAACCAUCCAAAGCAUACAAUCCAGACGGGACCAAAGUUGGAGCUUUACCUGGUGGAGGAGGAGGUGCCACCCAGGUAGUUGGAGGAGGUCCAGGAGGAGCUGGGAGCGGACCUGGUGUAUUUGGAGGCGGUCCAGGAGGAGCUGGGAGUGGACCUGGUGUAUUUGGAGGAGGUCCAGGAGGAGCUGGGAGCGGACCUGGUGUAUUUGGAGGAGGUCCAGGAGGAGUUGGAAUCGGAACUGGUGUAGUUGGAGGAGGUCCAGGAGGAGUUGGGACCGGUCUUGGUGGACUCGGAGGAAUUGGGGCCGGCACUGGCGGAGUAGGAACCGGUCUUACAAAGCCUGGAAAAAGUUAUGGUGCUGGUGGAGCUGGGGCUUUACCAGGUGGAGGUCUACGCUUCCCAAAUGGAGCUGGUGUAGGACUCGGAGGAAAACCAGGCAAAAGUUAUGGUGCCGGUGGAGCUGGAGUUUUACUAGGUGGAGGUCUACGUUUCCCGACUGGAGCUGGAAGUCAAGUGGGGGUUGGGCCUGGUGGCUAUGGUGGUACCGGAGGUGGUGGCGUUGGUCCAGGCGGAGUUGGGACAGGAUCAGGUGUAAAUGGAGGAGGACAAGGACGGUUUGGAGCCGGGCCAGGUGCUGUUGGCGGAGGUCCAGGAGGUGUCGGAACGAGUCAAGGUGGCAUGGUGCCUGGAUCAGGUCUCACAAAACCUGGAAAAAGUUAUGGUGCUGGUGGAGCGGGAAUUUUGCCAGGUGGAGGAUAUGGAACAUUCGGAGCAGGAGGCCAACGUGGCCUUGGAGCUGGUGGCUAUGGUGGUCCUGGGAGUGCUGGUACCGGUCUUGGAAACUAUGGUACAGGGCUUGGACGUUAUGGCACAGGCCCCGGAGGUUAUGGUGCUGGGCUCGGCACUUAUGGUGGUGGACCUGGGGCCUAUGCUGCCAAGACAGGAGGCAGAGGUGUGGGUAGUAAUAUCGGUGGAACUGGAAACUUUGGAGCAGGAGCUGCUGGAGCAGGUCCUGGAGGUAUGGGAGGAGGACCAGGUUAUGGUGCUGGUGGUGCUGGUGGACUGGGGGGAUAUGGUGGUUCAAGGUAUAGUCCUGGAAAACCAUCAAAAAGCUAUGGGGCAGGAGCUGGUGGAAAUAGAGUUGGGCCUGCUGGCUAUGGAACUGGAGCAGUUGGAGCCGGUUCUGGUCCAGGAAGUUUCGGAACAGGUGGUAUAGGGCCUGGAUCUUAUGGGCCUGGCUCUGCGGGAGCAAGAUUGGGCGGUGCUGGAAAUGGAGCAGGUGGCUAUGGACCAGGUGGUGGUGCCACAGGAGCUGGGGGAGCAAGAUUGGGCGGUGCUGGAAAUGGAGCAGGUGGCUAUGGACCAGGUGGUGGUGCCACAGGAGCUGGGGGAGCAAGAUUGGGCGGUGCUGGAAAUGGAGCAGGUGGCUAUGGACCAGGUGGUGGUGCCACAGGAGCUGGGAGCUAUGGAACAGGUGGAGCAGGACUGGACAUGAGGAAGCCGCCUAAAUCUGGAUAUGGUUCAUCAUCACUUGGAGGAGCUGGCUAUGGCACUGGUGGCUUUGGACCAGGCGGUGCUGGUACAGGUGGAUAUGGACCAGGUGGUGGCAUCAGACCCAAUGGUGCUGGCAUAGGAACAGGUGGCUAUGGACCAAGUGCCGCUGGCACGGGAACCGGUGGCUUCGCACCUGGUGGUGGUUUCAGACCAGGUGGUUCCAGCACAGGAGGCUUUAUGGCUGGGAAUACCGGCCCAGGAACAGGUGGCUUUGGACCUGGUGGUGGCUUCAGACCAGGUGGUGCCAGUGCAGGUGGUUUUGGAAUAGGUGGCCAACAAUUUGGCACAAGAAAAAUGCAGAAACCAGGAGGUGCUAUUUCCAAUGGAUUUGGACCUGGCAGCUAUGGCCCAGGGGGAUAUGGUCCUGGGGGAACUGGGACGGGCUCUUAUGGAGGUCAAGCAGGGGGUGCUAUCAACGGCUUUGGUGGAACAGCUCCUGGAGGCUAUCCCGGAUACAUGGGAGCUGCACAAAAAUCGAGCGCGCAGAAGGCAGCCAAGUACGCCGCCAUGCAGAACCUGCUGGGAGCUGGAGCCUACAGAGGUGGCGGCUGUCAGGGCAAAUACUGCGGCCGAAGGAGGAAGUGAGAGCGCAAACCAGGAUGUGACCUCAUUGCUUCAACAGCGGUGCUACUUUGACCCCAGACCAAACACGUCCUACCUUCCGUCGGAGCUUCGGCAACAACCUGCUGACGUCAGCACCUCGCCGUCGUCGUCAGGAUUCCCUCGAGACAAACCAAAAUAUUCAUUUAAGCCAAAAGCGUUGAGAUGCACUCAAGGAAACCUUUUUCAGUUCGGACGCUGCUGAGAACCUCCGCCAAGGAAAGGUCUCGCACCUUGGAGGAGGUCAUCAUGUGCUAAAGACCCAGCCCACCUCUAACACUGCUGAUGAGGAAUAACACACACCAAAUGUGAGCCGAUUAUGAUGAAUUAUUUAUCAAAUGUGAGGUCCUCACAAAUAAACCCUAACUGUGAGGUCAUAAUAUGCCACACGAACAUCCGAGGAACCUCCUUUAGACAUCAUGAGAGAGUCUGUGUACGUGUGUGUGUUGGUGUGCGCAUGUGUGUGUGUGUGUGUUUCCAGUGCGCGAGUAUUAGUCCUAAGUUAUAGUGACAAAGAGCAGAAGAAAAUUAGCUUCUUAGCAAUUUAGCCAAGUGUUACAUUCAAAUAUCGUUUUGGAAAAUUUGCUUCCCGCAAUGCUGGUGAAGGUUGCGAUUUGAUUUUGCAUUUGGAGAUGUCACUGAAUGAAUCCCAAAGUCACUUUGGUUUUGUUGAAACAUUUUCAGUGCGAACAAAAUGGAGCACUUUUGUACACGCCGCUUUUCAAAUAAAAUAUCAACUCAUGACCUUA
Molecule: messenger RNA, 5525 nt
Organism: Syngnathus acus (greater pipefish)
Lineage: Eukaryota; Metazoa; Chordata; Actinopteri; Syngnathiformes; Syngnathidae
Gene: elnb
Product: elastin b
Exons: 43
Source: RefSeq, a predicted model, not a curated record